UUUUUUUCUCCUUUUUUUGAAACUCUUUUGAAAAAGAGAUGGUGGACUUUGCAUGCAGCGUUUUUGUCAGCAUGUGGAGACGAAUCAGGUAAACACGCAGAGUUCAUCCUGGAUUUGUUGGUUCAGUAUGAAUCAGUGUUUUCCUGUUGUUGAGAUAGGAGGUUAAUGGGCAGGAGCAUGAUGUCUUAUGAAUAAUCCCUGUGUCUCUAAUACAUUACCCUAAUGGUCUUAAGUCCCCUCAUAAUCAUCAGAUAGUUACUUAAGUAUUUUAACAACUGUACUAAACACAGUACUGUAGUUUUAGAACUCACCGGACUACUACACUCUCAUGAAAGAAAUAAAUGGGUUGUAAAGCUCCUGAAUUUACAGUUUAGAUGCACUCAACUGUGUAAUUUUUUCCCCACAUGAAGUACUGUUAAUCCAAAGACACAGGACACGUAGCCCCAGUGAGUUAUUCUGGCUCCAUCUAGUGGCCAUGUGGUUCAAUUUCAUAACAUUUUAUGAUAAUAUUGGACCAAAGAAAGGUUUGAAACUACUUUUCAACCAGCUGACUGAUAACUCUUCCUUGAUUGAUAUUACUAAACACAAGAAGAAGCUAGAAAGGAAUAUUUUUGUUGUUGACAUAUAAAAAAUUCUGAUAACUUUGUGUAGCAUCCAGUGUGUUGCUCUGUAUCCUUUCACACUGAUGUCUCAGGUGUAUUUUCCAUGCAAACACCCUCUGAUUUUAAUGUCAACCUUUCUCCAGAUGAGUCACUUUCUUUGAUUUCCACAUCCCUCUGACCCUGAACCCCCCCUGUAUGCCACACCAUAACUUCUCCUGACCAAUCCAGACUCUGACAGCCUCACACAGCAGAGCCUGUCUGAUGGAGAGGAGCAGCUGGACCGCCUCCAGCAGGCGGAGCUCACUCGAAACACAUGCAUGUCGCUGUGGAGGGCAGGUGCAGUCCAGGCCUGGCUGGAGGUUGUCAUGGGAAUGCCCAUGUACACCCGAGCCUGCUCUGAAAACGUCAAAAGUGGGAAGGUGCUGCUGGGCCUGACGGAUGAGGAUUUGGAGCUGGGUCUGGGUAUCAGUAACCCCAUUCAUCGCAGGAAACUGAGACUGGCCAUUGAGGAUUACAGGAGAGCUGAAGGGGACCAAGGACUAUCGAAAGCAUCUGAGAUGGACCAUCACUGGGUGUCAACAUCAUGGCUGAGUGACGUGGGAUUGCCUCAAUACUCGCAGACCUUCCAGAGUAAUCUAGUGGACGGGCGAGUGCUGAACUCUCUGAGCCGCAGAGACCUGGAGAGAUUCCUCAACAUCAGCGACCAGUUCCACCAGACCAGUCUCCUCCUGGCAAUCCAGAUCCUGCAGAUACUCAGUUUUGAUAAAGAGGCCCUGCAGGCACGGCGGGCAAAAUGUGAGCACCAGGACUGGGAUCCCAUUGUUUGGACAUGUCACAGAGUAAUGAAGUGGAUCAGAGACAUAGACCUCAAGGAAUUCGCAGACAACCUUCAGGGUAAAGGGAUUCAUGGAGCUGUGAUGGCUCUGGACCCGUCCUUUGACACAGACGCCAUGGCCAAAGCCCUGGGGAUCCCCAGCAACAAACACAUGCUGCAUCGGCACCUGUAUGAAGAGAUGAAAUCACUCGCUAUCCCUCACAGCAACGCAGAGCAGGGCAAUGAGGUCAUCGGCUCCUCUUCGCCUGUGGCUGUUAACCGCUUUGCUGAGGAGAGGGUGUCGAUCAGAAGAUCAGGAAAGAGUCCGCUGAGGUUACGUGCAAACAGCCAGGAGCGAGGUCUGGGCUUCCAUGGCAGCUGUGGCUCUCUGCCCAGAGAGGCCCGAGUUCAGGCUGUUCCCCGAGCCAAAGGCAGCCCGAUGCACACCUUCAAGAGUGUCGAAAUCACCAAUGUCUGAA
Molecule: messenger RNA, 1895 nt
Organism: Epinephelus moara (kelp grouper)
Lineage: Eukaryota; Metazoa; Chordata; Actinopteri; Perciformes; Serranidae
Product: kazrin-A-like
Exons: 7
Coding region: 920-1894 (324 amino acids)
Molecular function (GO): protein binding
Source: RefSeq, a predicted model, not a curated record